AUGUUCAACAGUGACUGCAGAGAAGAUGGAAGAACAGUGUGCUGUUGCAAAAGUGACAAAAGUUAUUGCCGUAUGUUGCACGUAACAAAUUAUAUUCUUGCACUGAUAUUUGAAAAUUAAAAAACAAAAAAACAAAGCGAGGGUUUUAGAAGAUAGGAUCGAACGUCAGUUAAGUGAGCAGUCAUAAGAAUAUAUAUAAUUGUCUUUAAUUUUUUUUUGUUUUUGUCGUGCUUAUCAGCCUGUUGUAAUUAAGAACGGGAUAGUAACCAUAAACUAUUAGUUUUCAACUGAUAACUUCGGUAUGUAAACUUUUUUUACUCGCCUCCAACGUGGUUAUGGUAGCUAUACUUCUAUAAUAAUGUCAUUCUCGGAGACCCAAGGGCAGUCAGUCGGGUCGGGAGAAAAGGCGGGACGAAAGUUUUCAAGUACGGGCGAAAGAGCCCCUGGGUACCAACUCUCACCGAACUAUUUCCAAAAACUCAAGCGGCUGCCGGCUAGUGAUUGGGCACACAAAAUGCUUUGUAUUAUUGUGCCCAAUCGGCGAACAGCUUCGCCUGAGUUCUUUUCAUGAGUUCGUACACGACAGCUAUUGUCUCGCCACACAUGCCGAGCUCGUUCACCAAGCUUGGGCGUGCAAGGGAAACUUUUUUUUUCUACUUUCCUAUCCAGAAACGAAGGAACUACCGAUGAGUCGAAAAAAACGUUUGGGAUGCUAUGAGCAGGAGCAAUUGAAUUUGCCCCGAGAAUAUUCUGUUUUUGACGGAUCACAAUGUAUCGUAAAUAAUAGGAAGUUUAAGAUGGGGCGGCGACAAGAAAGUCAAAUAAGCAAUAGCUUGACAAGGCAAAACAACAACUUUGCACGAGCAUCACGCUUUUUUGUACAUUUCUUUGCCGUCAACUGUACGACGUAACCCGUGAAAAUGCCUAAUUUCACGUUUUGUGAAGGACGUAAACUGACGCGUUUUCGUGGCAGUCUUCCGUCGUGGUAUCUUUUAAAAACUCUCUAUAAAUAUUUACGCAAGAAGUGGCCGAUGCACACGUGAAUACCUGUUGUAAGCUGAAGCUCGUAUUUUUGGAAAAGCGUCUUUUGUUUUCGGCCAGACAGUAUUUUGAAAUCAGAUGGGUAUUUUAUAUCAAAACUGAAAGUUUCCUGACUGCCGGCAUUUCUUUGGUACAUGAGACAGACAAGACGUUAUCGAGACAAUAGCCGUCGUGUACGAAAACACGAAAAAAACUCAGGAGAUGUGUUCGCCGAUUGGGCACAAUAAUACAAAGCAUUUUUUGUGCCCAAUCAGGAGCCGGCAUCCGCUGGAAUUUUUGGAAAUGGUCCGGUGAGAGUCGGUACCCAGGGGCUCUUUCGCCCUUACUUGAAAACUUUCUUCCGGCCUUUUCUCCCUACCCGACUGACUGCCCCUGGGUCUCCGAGGAUGUAAUUACGUCUGAAUGGAGGCAUUUUGCGCAUUAUUUUGGCGUGGGUGUCAACGGGGAUCUCGAGUAGUUUAGAAUGGUCAAUUUACUCCUCUGACUAUCGAGUAACUGUGGAGUUAGGUCGAGUCUAUGACGUCACCGUCGCCUAUCUCUCUUUGUAUAUGGUAAAUACCAUCUAGACCUGUAUAACGAUAACACUGUCGAGUUAGUAUCAAGUCGUUCUUUUCACACGAAGCGAGGUGCUCUCUUAUAAAAGAGGAACAAUAGGCUUCUCCCAUUGUUUCCAGUAGUGUACUAUGUUGCAUUAUAAGCCCCGUAGGUGUAUAGGUAUAAGUAAAUCAUUAAGAUUCAACUGCGUUCCUGCAUAUUAAUUUGGUAGUGUCGAUUAGGUAUAGGUAAAUCAUUAACAUUCACAUACCUUCCUGCAUAAAAAUUCGGUAUAGGUUUCCUAAUGAGCGUCUCUCUUACACAAUAGGAACAAUUAUAAGGCUUGUCUAAAUUAAAGACUUGCCCGGUAAGUAACUUUAGUCGGUUUGUCAGAACGUCUAGUUACAAAAUAGGAGUAAUUCAGGAGCGAUCACCUAGCAAAGCGAGAAACGGCUUAUGUCUUCUUUUUAGCGCUAAUAAUCGAAUAUAUAAACAAAACACACACAUUCAGAAAGUGGAGCUGAAAACUCUUUAUUUCAAUUUUGACUUACUAUUACAAAAUCGUUUACUCCUUUCUAUCUCGAAGAAACGACUAAUUAUUGAAGUCUCAGCGCUUGGUGAGCUUAUUGCCUUGUUUCACGCGUCGUUAGUCACUUAAUUAUGCAAGUUAACAAGCCAACGGUUGCAUACAGUUUGCACAGUAAAAACUUCGAGGCAAAACCUUGACUAUAAAAACACAAAAAAACAAUAAAUUUUUUUAAUAACUUAACAAGGAUCAAUUGAAUUGUUCCUUUUAUUGUCUUGUUCGUCCUCAGGUUCAAUUUCUUCCUCAUCGUCCUCAUUAUCGCUCGCAAUCAAAUUAAUCCCUCUACUUUCAUCUUCGCUGUCUGCCUCUUCGCUUUCUUCCCCUUGUUCGCUGUCGAGUCCGCUUCUGUCAUACUCUACAUUUCCUUCUUGUAUAUCUACAGGUAUUUGCGCGAGUUGAUCUUCAUGCGUCUCACCAAGGUUUGGGGCAGAUGCUUGUUUCAGUGAUUGAGACAUGGGUGUGAACUGUUAACGGGGCAGAGGGGAACUUUUCAGGCUUAUCUUGGUGAGGUACUGGAUAAACUCUGUAAUAAACGCGUUUGGGUCGUCGUUAGACACGAAACAUUUGGGUGCUUGGUAAUCAGGCACGUUACAACUACGUACGUUGGCACUCAAGGGUACAGAUUGCUAGUUUAAUUUAUCUUUGUUUUUUAAUUCUUGUGUUUUCUCCUUGUCACAGUAGCAUUCGAAAUUAAAUGUCGCGUGAGUAGAUACGGAAAAUAGCGUGCUUCUUCAGGAACGACAAUGCCUUCUUUUUCUAGUUCUCGAAAAACGGUUUUUGGUAGUCCUACUACUCGCCACCCGGGUACUUGAUCUGCACUUUGCGGUCACAGGUCUCCUCGUGAAGACUUCAACGGGACCCGUUCUUCCAAUAUUUACCGCAAUGGGAACAACAGAAGGAUCUAGAGUAACUCGCCAGAUCUUUGAUGUACGAGAAAUGGUAUUCGUACAAGUUUAGGUAAUGCUCAAUGGCGGUGCGGACGGCGGAUCAGUGUAGCGGCCGCGAUAUCAGAUUCAUUUUCUUCGUUGUCUUCUCUAUGGGUUUGAGUGGGUGCUAAGCUGUACACUUGGAUUUUCACUUUGUAUAAUUUUUCUACUUCGUCCAGUUCACUUAACUUUACACUAUGGAAUUUCUUUUUCACCAAACUGACUCGACGUUAAUUCAGAACAUGUGAAUAUUAAUUAAAGUAUAGGUUUUCUUAUCGACACUAAAUCGACAGUAAAGAGGAGUAAAUUGACCAUUCUAACCCACUAUCUCGUAUUACAUCACACAUGCUCCACCUCUAAAAACAUUUAAGAUUACGAUUUAACACUAGCUUAGUAUUUACCAAUUUUAUAUUCAUGGUAAAACAGACAGCGUUACAUUAAGUUAAAUACUCUAUGAUAAAGCUCGGGUAGUUGAGCACUAGGCCACCAUUCCUCCUUUUUUCUCUCCUGUUUUACAUGUUUUCGUUUUACAGUUUGUUUUAGUUUUGAUUAUUUUUGUCAGGCUGUUUGUAAAUGGUCGGAUCAGCGGCUUGUACCAUGUAGCCUUUAUUUUUGUAUGUAACAUUUUUUUUAACUCAUAUUCACGCAGAUGCUUGGACGACAGCAACAACAACAACACUCUUAUCACAUUCACCCACAUCAUCACCUUCACCCAUAUCUUCAUUGAUAACAAAAACAUCUGCAACAUCGUCAUCAUCAAAGACACUCAUAUCAACAUCGAUAACAGAAAUGUCAUCACCUACAUCAUCAUCUAUGACACGUGUACCAACACUGAUGGCACAAACAUCAACAACAGCAACAUUAUCACCAUCGCCCAUAUCAACAAUGACAGCAGAGUCGACAACUGCGUCAUCACCGUUACCUGUACAAUCAUUGAUAACAGAAAUAGAAAAAACAUCGCCAUCUUCAACGUCACCCAUACCAACUUUCAUGAGAGAUUCAUCGACCGCGGCGGCAUUUCCGUCAGCUGUACCAUCAACAAAAUCACCAGCACUACAAUCAACAAUAACACAGUUAUCAUCUAAAACAACACAAAUACCAACUUGGAAAAUAUUGGUGAGUUAUGGUGGAUUGUUAAUAACUACAGAUUUUUAUUGAAAACACAAGCAUGAUAAAAACGCAACAAAUUAUUUCACCUCAAACUCGCGCAACCAGCAAGAAAAUAUAUGAACUGCAUGGUAUCUCACAAGAAAAGAUGCAAAUUUACUGAGGUCGGGAUGAUUGUCUUCUAUGAAACUGGCCAUAGCCUUUGAGAGUCAUCUCCCGUUGAGGCAGCCCAUUGAGAACAAAAGUUAGUUUCGUUCAGGACAGAAGGACCCCCAACAGCGCAGUGCGCGAAGAAUUCCUAAGAAAACAACUGCGAUAAUUUCAGUUGAUGCGUAACUUGAGAACCAUAGAACCAUAGAAAAGGAAGGAAUAAAAGACGGUGAAAAAAUCAAUUGAUUAUGUCUGAAUGUUGAAAGAGGCUGCUCGUUGCCAGUUAAGACAAGAGAGUUAUAAAUCAUGGUCGAUCAGUAUUGCCAAAGAAGAAUUCGCAACUCUAUAAAAGAUAGUAUAGGGUGAAAACACGAUUGUCUCUUUAAUGAGGGGAUUUUCUUUCUGGUAAAAACCUCUGCAUUUUAACGUCUUCCGGGGAUUCAGGUAGCUCUGAGUGUUUGAGUCCGAAGUGAACGCGGUAAGCAAACGCUGUCACAAUUUCCCCCAUUGCUAUGUGCUCGAUACUUUUCAGCUACUGUCCAGUUCGUAGUAGCGAGGUGUCCGCAAAUAAAGGCGAAAGUUGACUGCGUCCGCCCGAAUCAAAAUUAAUGGUAAAUGCUGAUGUAGGGAAAUACUAUGGAGCAAAAUUGGCCAGUUCACAAAACCUUUACACAUUCCUUUGCAGGUAUCUCGGUACUCUUCAUUGAUUAGGGCUCUCAAUGUUAGCAACAAAGGAUCCUUACAGGUGAAGUCGUCUCUACUGCAAAUAACUAACUUGAUGCCUGAGUUGAAUACGGCCUUGAUCACUGACUCUUAUUAAUGUCGCAUGUAUUUAUUGAUCAUUUUUUUUCUUGAAAUGAGGCACUCAAGCAUGAAAAAAAUUUAGUCCGUUUUUUCAAGGUGAUUUCUUUCUCAUUUGAUAUCGGAAGGGGCAAAAAUUGAUUAAUUUGCUUGGUUCUUUUAGCUGAUAACAUUAAGCUUGUCAGAUGUUGACAGAUAUUUGACAAGGUUCAAUAUAAACGUCAUGUAUUCAUUAUAAAGAAUAGAUGGUCUUACAGCGGCAUAUCGUCUCUAAUCCAUCCAUUUUACGUUUUUUUUUUUUCUUUUUCACAGGAAGGAAUCAAUGCAUCCAGAAUUUUUUUAGAAGAUGCAAAAAAACUACCGCCAGGAGGAAAUGACAGAAAUAUACUGGUAGCCACUCACGAACUCGAAUCAUUUGCAAUAAAAUACGGCAAAAUUCAUCUCACAGCGAAGGAGAGCGCAGUUAUUGUGCAAGAAUUGUUUGGUGAGUUUUGUGCUCUGUUUGAUGAGUCAGUUUUAUUUUAUUUUUUUUUUCUUUUUUACAGUGUAGUCAAGUGGUGCGUAUGGCCGUAA
Messenger RNA from Porites lobata, 5718 nucleotides. The record is from the annotation of a GenBank genome assembly. NCBI's taxonomy places the organism in Eukaryota, Metazoa, Cnidaria, Anthozoa, Scleractinia, Poritidae.